Messenger RNA from Suillus plorans, 618 nucleotides. Its product is annotated as ribosomal L29e protein family-domain-containing protein. Bases 62 to 247 code for a protein of 61 amino acids. Gene Ontology annotation, biological process: cytoplasmic translation. Gene Ontology annotation, cellular component: cytosolic large ribosomal subunit; ribosome. NCBI's taxonomy places the organism in Eukaryota, Fungi, Basidiomycota, Agaricomycetes, Boletales, Suillaceae. The record is from RefSeq and is a predicted model, not a curated record. Gene Ontology annotation, molecular function: structural constituent of ribosome. The transcript has 5 exons.
CGCGGUCAUUAAUAUUCACAUUGAAUCGUUUGAGUCCAAGCCUCAAACUAACGUCGACGCCAUGGCCAAGUCCAAAAACCACACCAACCACAACCAGAACCGCAAGGCACACCGCAAUGGUAUCAGGAGACCACAAACUAACCGGUCUCGGUCGCUGAGGGGGGUUGACUCCAAGUUCCGCAAGAACUCGCUCUACGCUCUCAAUGGAUCGCGGAAAGCACGGGCUGAGCAAAAGGCUGCAUCAUGAUUCAGUUGCGAGCAAGUUUCCAGUACGCUUUCACCUCUGGUAUCCAGGGACAUGUCACACACUUGGCACGUCGUGUAUUACCUGCCAUGACUACUACAUAUGGCUUAGGUUAUCCAAAUAUCAUAUCACAUACAUCGCAUUAUUGUGAGUUAUGUCUGUGAACUGGCCGUAUAUCGCCGAUUCGCCUGGAGGCUACCAUUCCGAUCAAGAGUUACUAAUAGCUUCGCAGCCUGUGAGAUGAAGAAAUACAUAUAUUGAUGCAUAUUCAGGCCUAGCAGGCAUGAGGCCUGAGGGCGCGCUUUCCAUGUUAUGCGCCAAAUUUAAGAGCUUAGAGUUGUAUUUAUAGUUGUUUUUGCAUAUGUAAUGCGAUG